AUGAUCUCAUCAUUAAAUUAUUUGUCAACUAAUCAAACGUGCCAAUUAUUUUACGCCAAUGUUACUACAGUUGCGUUUGAAUUUGAUGUAGCUUCAUCCUUAAUCUGUAUGAAUGGAUCGGUAGUGUUAUCAAUGCUUAGUAUGACCAGCAAUACAACAGUAUCCAACACAACAACAGUUUCACAAUGCAAUAUCACAGCGUGUCGUGUGCGAAUUCAAAGUUAUAUUGCACUAAAUUUGACAUACGACACAAUAAAUUUUGCUGAAUGCAAUGGCUGCUCCCGAGCGAAUUUCUCAAAUUUCCCGUCAGACUGGUCAAAUAGAUGGUAUACUGUGAACUUUUAUAUCUACUCUUCAAGCAGUGUAGAUUGUAAUGGGAACCCAUAUACCGGCGAUCUACCGUUUUGUAAAAAAGCAUGUUUGACAGACAUUACGUGCGUCGGCUUUUCUAGAGCUAAGAACGCUCUAGAUACUGACUCGACAGCAGAUUGUUAUUUGAAACGUAACAUUACGGUAAGUCGAAUAUAUAAUGAUACCACAUGGCAAUCAGUGAUUUUCAACAGCACCACAUAG
Messenger RNA from Adineta ricciae, 573 nucleotides. Lineage: Eukaryota; Metazoa; Rotifera; Eurotatoria; Adinetida; Adinetidae. The record is from the annotation of a GenBank genome assembly.